AUGGAGUCCACAACUGUCAAGAAUGCCGUCAUGAAGCAGGUCCUCCAGGAGGCAAACCUGGCCAACGCCCGCGUCCUCAUUGAGAAACUCCAAGAGAACUGCUUUGAGAAGUGUGUGCCCAAGCCCGGCAGCUCCCUGUCCAGCGGCGAGACGACCUGCAUGACCUCGUGCAUGGAGAAGUACAUGUCGGCGUGGAACCAGGUCAACCAAGCCUACAUUGCACGGAUAAAGCAGGAGUCCAGCAACCCCAGCCUUUAA
Colletotrichum abscissum is the source of this 258-nucleotide messenger RNA. Its product is annotated as mitochondrial import inner membrane translocase subunit TIM13. The record is from RefSeq and is a predicted model, not a curated record. NCBI's taxonomy places the organism in Eukaryota, Fungi, Ascomycota, Sordariomycetes, Glomerellales, Glomerellaceae. The transcript has 2 exons. Bases 1 to 258 code for a protein of 85 amino acids.